AUGUGGCCGUGGAGCAGGAGCGUCGUCAGACACCGCAGACACACGGACGAAGACGCAGCAGACACACGACCCGCUAGCAAUAAAACAAAACGGCGACUGCGAACCCGAAUCCCGAUACCAACUACCGACCGCGCGACUGGCAGCUCCGUAUGUAUACAGUUUGUACACGUACGCGGCGAAAGGCUGCGUUCGGUUGGUACUACGGUAUUCCCCCCCGAAUAUCAGAACGCUCGCGCUUUAGCCGGCCGGCUGGGUGGCCGGCUGCUCGCUCGCUCGCUCCGCGCACGCAAGCGCACGUCGUAUUCCUCGUUCUCGCUCGCACCCAUCACGCCCGUGGACGGGCGGACGUUGCGCGCCGAUGUGAAGACGAGCGAGCAGCGUUCGCGGGGCGCCGCCAAACCCGACCGAGCACCGUCGAUCGCACACAUCGCACGCCACACGCACGCACACACGGUGACCGUCGUCCGUACUCCGUUGGCGGCGACGCGACCGUCUCACCCGCUCGCCAUCGCCGCGGCGGUUUCAUUCAGAAAAUAA
Messenger RNA from Macrosiphum euphorbiae (potato aphid), 537 nucleotides. Lineage: Eukaryota; Metazoa; Arthropoda; Insecta; Hemiptera; Aphididae. The record is from the annotation of a GenBank genome assembly.